UUUUGACAACAUCACUGAUGAUGGAAUAGAGGCCAUUCUUGAUUUAAAAAAUUGUCAAGGUGAAAAAAGAUGGUUACAUACUGUUGAUAAUUAUUUAACAGUCUCAGGGGUCUUGCCACCAUCAUCAUUGCAUCAUCCUACAAAAUUAUCCAUAUUUUAA
Messenger RNA from Entrophospora candida, 160 nucleotides. Lineage: Eukaryota; Fungi; Glomeromycota; Glomeromycetes; Entrophosporales; Entrophosporaceae. The record is from the annotation of a GenBank genome assembly.